AUGGCACAUAGUUUUUUGCAUUCACAAAACAGAUCUUCAAAUAAAAAAUACAAAUUUUACAAAUUUCAAUAUGAAACUUCGUCAAAUAUCACAUCAUUUAAUGGGUAUUUAAAUCCGUCGUGGAAUUAUUCCAUUAUAUCUUUAAGAAGAUUAAUGGACCAUGGAGUAGAUGUAACUAGAUUAAAAUUUAAACCAAUAACAAGCUAUACUAUUACAAGAGAUAAUAAAUUGGAGAAUAUUGUUGGUAUUUGUGAAUUAUCGAUUUCAUUUGAGACCAAUGGUGGUCGAGGGAGAAAUGAUGGAGGAUCUAUUUAUUCGUUUAAUCAUGAAAAAGUUGAAAAGAAUAUAAGAGAAGUUUUGGUAUUGAAAGAUUCUAAUGUGGAAUUUGGAUUAGGAAAUGAUUUUAUUAUGGAUUAUAAUAUUAAUAUUGAACCUAAUAAUAAAGGGGAGUUUACUCAUCAAUUGAGUUUUGGAGAUGGUGUUACUGUGGGUUUAAGAGAGAUUGAAUUUGAUGGAGAACGUGACGAGGAAAUGAGUGAUGAGGAUGUUGUAAAUGAGAACAAUAAUACUGAUGAUAAGAUCGAAGAGAAAUCAAAGCACAGAUUUAAAAAUUCAUUGUUCAAAUUGAUUUCUCGAAUAGGAUUAUCUAAUCUUUUCAUGCUAUUUCUAAUUUCGACAAUUUUAAUUUUAUAUAAUUCUGAUACUAAGUCUCAAUCAUUGGUUGAGGAAUUACUUAUUAUACCUUAUAAAUUGCCUGAACCCGGGAUACAAAAUCAACUUGAAAGCUAUGUAAGAAAAUUAAAAACCACAACAUCAUUUCUUGAAUUAUAUGAACUAAAUCAACAUCAAAAUCCGAGAACCUCGUCAAAUGAUAUAUCAACGACACAAAAAGAAGAUGAUAAACGAGGACAAGAGUUAUACACGUACCUAGUAGAAUUUACGAAAAGCAUAGAUAAUACAUCAAGAACAUUACUGGAUAUGUAUUAUCAAGAAUCAUCAUACUUUUGGAUAUUUCAGCAAAAUAUUAAAAGAUUGUUAAAUUACUUUCCCUUAAAAAAGGGUUCAACUUUUCUUUGGAAUGUACUUAUUACAGGAAGUGAUUAUUUUCCAUUAACAAACAAUUUUGACGAUUUAAUUAAUGAUAUUGAUGACGUUAUUAUUAAUAAUAUUGAUUUAGUAAUGAGAGAAGUGGACAAAGCACAAGAUUACCAUGAUGAGAUUAUUAUUCAAGUAGUAAAAAUGAAAAUCGAAUUAGAAAAAUUUAUUAAAGAUAGUAGUAAACCAUUUUCUUCUUGGUUAAAUGCUUUAAUAAGAUUUGGUAGAAUAAAAGGUGGAAAAAUUGAUAAUUUAGGCGAAGUAGAUUAUAAUACGGCUUUAAAGGUUGAAAAAUUAUUAAUAGCUUUAUUUACCGAUUUAAUUGAAAUCUCGACUUAUUUCACAGAUUUAAAAGUUUAUUUGGAUAAUCAUUUAAAUGAUUUAUUGUUAUUUUCAGAACAUUUUAGAAUAACUAAAAUUACAAAGAAAAUAACUAGAUCUGAAAUUAAUGUAAUUAAAAAACAUUUAGAUAAAUUACAAAAUAAUCAUAAAGCUAUAUUUGAUACCAUUUUGAUGAUGGAGGAUAAUGAUAAUAAACCUUGGGUUGGGUGUAGAAUUAAAAAGAAACUUAAUCAAAGUAUAUUUGAAUGUAAUAAUUAA
This is a messenger RNA of Funneliformis mosseae, 1695 nucleotides long. The record is from the annotation of a GenBank genome assembly. Lineage: Eukaryota; Fungi; Glomeromycota; Glomeromycetes; Glomerales; Glomeraceae.